AUGUCACUUUUAAAGGAUUCUACAGUUGCAGUCAUUACCGGGACAUCUUCAAAUUUAGGAUUCAAUAUAGCUGUUCGUUUGUUGGAGGGGCUUCCUGACAACAAAGAAAUUACUCUUGUUGUUACUUCCAGAACAUUACCAAAAGUAAAGGAAGUGAUUUCUGAUAUUAAAAAAUAUAUUGUGGCAAAAAUCCCAACUAAAGUAAACAAGGUGGAAUUUGACUAUUUAUUGGUGGAUUUCACUGAUAUGGUAUCAAUUUUAUCAGCAUAUUAUGAAUUGAAUAAACGAUACAAACAUAUUGAUUACUUGUUUAUUAAUGCGGCCCAAGGAGUAUACGGAGGCAUAGAUUGGACUGGCGCAGUUCUCGAAGUUUUGCAAAGCCCAAUUGAGGCAGUCACUAAUCCAACUUAUAAAUUACAAAAAGUUGGAGUAGAAAGUGGCGAUAAAUUGGGAUUAGUCUUUCAAGCAAAUGUGUUUGGACCAUAUUAUUUUAUCCACAGAAUCAAACACUUGUUGGAAAAUGGUGGGAAAAUAGUGUGGGUCAGCUCAUUAAUGUCAAGUCCAAAAUAUUUGUCUUUCAAUGAUUUACAAUUAUUGAGAUCACCAGCAAGCUAUGAAGGCUCAAAAAGAUUGGUUGACUUGAUGCAUUUUGGAACUUACAACAAGCUAGAAAGAGAACAUGGAAUCAAACAGUAUUUAGUUCAUCCUGGGAUAUUCACAAGUUUCUCGUUUUUCCAAUAUUUGAACGUUUUCACAUACUAUGGUAUGUUAUUUUUAUUCUACCUUGCAAGAUUUUUAGGGUCACCAUAUCACAAUAUUUCUGGGUAUAUUGCUGCGAACGCUCCUGUUGCUGCUGCUUUAGGUCAAACUAAACAAAACUGCAAAACUGCCUCGGCUUGUACUAGAUCUGGUAAAGAGUAUUUAUUAGAAGAAGAGAUUGACAGCACUGGUCUGGACGACGUUGUCCUGUAUUUGGACACACUUACUAAAGAGUGGGACGAAAAGUUGAAGGAUCAAAUAGUAAAUACACGUCAACCUUGA
This is a messenger RNA of Candida albicans SC5314, 1041 nucleotides long. RefSeq names its product 3-keto-steroid reductase (gene ERG27). The transcript has a single exon. Gene Ontology annotation, cellular component: mitochondrial outer membrane; endoplasmic reticulum membrane; lipid droplet. The record is from RefSeq and is a predicted model, not a curated record. Gene Ontology annotation, molecular function: 3-beta-hydroxysteroid 3-dehydrogenase (NADP+) activity. NCBI's taxonomy places the organism in Eukaryota, Fungi, Ascomycota, Pichiomycetes, Serinales, Debaryomycetaceae. The coding region runs from base 1 to 1041 and encodes 346 amino acids. Gene Ontology annotation, biological process: ergosterol biosynthetic process.